AUUUUUUUACUUUUCUCUUCCGACCUCCUCAUCCUCCCUCGGAAAGAGAAAAUGGAAGACCAGCUCGGCGACCAGCAGCGAGGGGAGAACGGAGGAGCGGAGGGGAAAGGAGAUAUCUCGGCGGAUGGAUCGAUUCGCGGCUUCGAAUCCCUCCAUCGCCUCCUCGAAGCCAAUUUAAAACCCCAAAUCUUCCAGGAAGUGAGCCGCUUGCUGCUGGGGCUGAAUUGUGGACGCCCGCUGGAACGUCUUGCUUUGCCGGAGCCUGCGGCCUCUCUCGCUGCAAAACAUGAUUUUGAUUUGCAGGCUUUCUGCUUCCAUGCUGACAAAGAGUUAUUGCGGCAACCUCGAAUUGUUCGUGUCGGUCUUAUUCAGAACUCUAUUUCCCUUCCAACUACUGCCCACUUUGCAGACCAGAAGAAAGCAAUCGUGCAGAAAGUGAAACCCAUGAUUGAUGCAGCUGGUGCUUCUGGUGUCAAUGUUUUAUGCUUGCAAGAGGCUUGGAUGAUGCCAUUUGCCUUCUGCACCCGUGAGAAGAGAUGGUGUGAAUUUGCAGAGCCUAUUGAUGGAGAGUCAACUCAAUUUCUUCAGGACCUUGCACGGAAGUAUAACAUGGUAAUCGUGAAUUCGAUUCUUGAACGGGAUGUAAACCAUGGAGAAAUAAUUUGGAAUACUGCUGUCAUAAUUGGAAACUAUGGUAACAUAAUUGGCAUCCAUCGCAAGAAUCACAUUCCUAGGGUUGGGGAUUUCAACGAGAGCACAUACUAUAUGGAAGGAAAUACUGGGCAUCCUGUGUUUGAAACUGCUUACGGGAAGAUUGCAGUAAACAUUUGUUAUGGAAGGCACCAUCCGUUGAAUUGGUUAGCAUUUGGACUUAAUGGAGCUGAGAUUGUUUUCAACCCUUCUGCUACAGUUGGAGAACUAAGUGAACCGAUGUGGCCUAUCGAGGCUCGGAAUGCUGCGAUAGCAAAUAGUUAUUUUGUUGGGUCGAUCAAUCGUGUUGGGACUGAAGUGUUUCCAAAUCCAUUCACUUCUGGCGAUGGAAAACCCCAACAUUCUGAUUUUGGGCAUUUUUAUGGCUCUAGCCAUUUUUCUGCUCCUGAUGCAUCUUGCACCCCAUCGCUCUCACGCUACAGGGAUGGCUUAAUGAUUUCAGACAUGGAUCUCAACCUCUGUCGGCAGAUAAAGGAUAAAUGGGGUUUCAGAAUGACAGCUCGUUACGAAUUAUAUGCAGCGAUGCUUUCUGAGUACUUAAAACCAGACUUUUCUCCCCAGGUCAUUGUUGACCCCAUGCUGCACAAGAAACCAUGAAACCUGGUUGAAGAAGAUAAGGUGGGUUUGUGGGUAUGAUAUAUGAUCGUGGAUG
Messenger RNA from Phoenix dactylifera (date palm), 1363 nucleotides. It is a transcript of the gene BETA-UP, whose product is annotated as beta-ureidopropionase. NCBI's taxonomy places the organism in Eukaryota, Viridiplantae, Streptophyta, Magnoliopsida, Arecales, Arecaceae. The record is from RefSeq and is a predicted model, not a curated record. Gene Ontology annotation, molecular function: beta-ureidopropionase activity.